Entamoeba nuttalli P19 is the source of this 1458-nucleotide messenger RNA. Its product is annotated as F-box domain containing membrane protein, putative. The coding region runs from base 1 to 1458 and encodes 485 amino acids. The record is from RefSeq and is a predicted model, not a curated record. Gene Ontology annotation, molecular function: protein binding. NCBI's taxonomy places the organism in Eukaryota, Evosea, Mastigamoebida, Endamoebidae. The transcript has a single exon.
AUGUCUGAACCACUUGAAACGCGUGAAAGCAAACCUCCCCUUUUAAUUCAAACAGAUGAAUUAAAUACUCAUGGUAAUGUCUCUCCAUCAUUUACAGACUUACCUGAAGACAUUAUUGAUACAAUUUUCAAUCAUUUAGAUUUACCCUCAUUUAUUCAUAUGACUUCUACUUGUAAACAGUUAUAUACUAAACAAAAUGAUUUAAAUUUAUUAAAGACAGUUACUCAAUCACCACAAUCAGUUUCAACUAUUGGUGAAACAAUAAAAAAUUACCAAGUUAUUAAAAUGAGUGAACUCAUUGAAAAAGAAUUUACACUUGAAUUACAAAAAAGUCACAACCUUCAAACAAGAGUAAGGUGUGGGUUAAUUGGAAGAAGAUGUUUACAAAAUUGGUUUACUGAUAUUAUCUCCAUUAUUUUACUCUUUUUGUUUUUAUUAUUAGGAGGAUUAACAUUAGAUGGAUUUAUAGGUACAACACCAAUUUUAGUUGAUAUUAUUUUAUUAAUUGUGUUUCAAGUAAUUGCUCCAAUGGCUUCUUCUUGUUGUGGGGCAUUAACUAAGGAUAAUAACUUUAUAGAGCAUAUGACUAAGAAUAAUAGAGAUAAUAAAAUAUAUAAUGGUUUAUUCUCUUAUAUUCGUCAAUUGUAUUACUUUAGUUCUAAAAGGUCUUUCCUUCAUUUUAUUCCAUUUGUUUUAUUAUCAACUUUAGUGUUAUUUUGUCUUUAUUUUACAAAGUACAUUGAUGGUUUUAUCCUCCUUAUUCCAUUAACAAUAUACCUGUUUUGUUUUACAUUUUGUGGGUGUUUCAGUUGUAACUUAUUGCCAUGGGCAUGGUCUCCACCAAAGUUUGAGUGUUGGUGGUUAACUCGAGUUAUUCCUUAUAUUUUUCUAAUAUUCGUAUCUUUGUUCCUAUGUCUUCUAAGAGGUAGUGAAGUAAUUAAGGGAUAUUAUAGUUGUUAUUUGAUACCAUUCCAUAUCGCAAUAGUGACUCUCUUAUGUGAGUCAUGUGUAAUAACUUGUAGUAUCUGUUAUUCAUUACCUGAAGGUAGAUGUAAAAAAAUAUUAUUUGGAUGUUAUGACAAUGAACUAGAAGAGUUUACUGAUGGGAUAGAAGGUAUUUGUGAAUGUUGUUUAUGCAUCCAUUACACAUCAAUCUUUUGGUAUUUUAUUUUGAUUUUACUCUUUAUUGGAUUGAAACUAGAUAAUAUAGUUCAUUGGUACUGGUCAUUAACUCUUAUUCCUCUUGAAAUUUUAUUAUUUAUUGUAGUUGUCGUGGGAGAAUGUUAUGCUCUUUUAUCAGCACAAUGUACAGAAGGGGCAUGUUCAUGUUGUUAUUAUGUUGUAGAUAAUUCAUACAUUUCAUGUUGGAGAUACCCACGAAUAGAAAUGUUUUUUAAGUUUCUUUGUUGUAUUCAAACAAGAGACCAUCCAUUAAGGUUUAUGUGUUGUUGUGAAUAG